AUGCGGGCGAAGUGCAGUCGGUUGUGCGAGAGGACGAAGACAGGAAAGUUACAGGUGAGUGAGGAAAUUCACAAGAUGUGGCUUCAGAAGGGGGUUGUUCGGGACAACCUCAUCCAGUUCAUGACCGAUGCCGAGGGAAACAGAGAAGAGUUUAUCCGAAAGGUAGAGGUUUGGAAGGAGACCCAGAAGUUUCGCGAAACCAUGACCCACGGUGGAUUCUAUUCCGAAGCGGAUAUGAAGAAGCCUGUUGCUGAGGGUGGCCUCGGCCUGAAGGAGUUUCUAGGCUUCUUCUAUAUCAUGAAGAACAAGUACGACAAGGAAGAGACCGAGUACUGGGUGGACCACCGAACUUCGGGGGUUCGGGGCAUGCGCGAGUCCGAGCACAUCAAGGAUUCGACCAGUGCCCAGGGCUCCGUGCAAGGCAUGGAGGAGAGUGCCAAGCCUGGCGGUUUGGAUGAGUGGCGUCUAGAUGACUUGGGAACCUGUGAAGUCGAGAGUGGUGUGGAUAAGGUUGCCGAGAGCAUCCUUCGCCACAUGCAGGAGUCUGUGGCGUGUAGAGACAAGCUGAGCAAGUUUGUCGAGAAACUCGACGUGUCGGCGAAGAAGAUGAAUGACGUGAUCGUUGCACUGGGCGGGCUGUAUGAUGAGUUGGCCAAGCUACAGGCUGAUGCAAAGAUUCAGAAGUUCAGUGACGCGCAAACCAGGGACCUGGAGAACAAGUGCGAAGCCGUGAAGCGGCAGAUGACUAUGGCGGCAUCCCUCGAGGUGAAGAACAAGAAGCUGAAAAAGAAAACCACGCCCAAGCGAUCGCCUGAGCACAGCAAAGGUGAGGCUCCCCAGAUGAAUAGCACGCCCAACCCCAAACCCAAGAAGAGAGGCAAGAAGAUUGCAAGGGCAAUACAUAAACUUCGCAUGGAGACUGGUGGGGAAUCCUUAGCCAUCUACAAGAUUGGAAUUACGCACGACUACGAGGAUCGCUUUCAGCUGUACCGCAAAAACGGUUGGACCAAGAUGCUCAUCAUGUUCCAAAGCUCAGACCUGGGUUCGGUUGAGAUGCUCGAGGCUGCCUUGAUUUCGCACCAUGCACAUUUGCAACAGUGCCGGAAUGUUCUACGAGGUGGGGAAGGAAUGCGAGACAAGACCUUCAAUCCAAAAUUCGCCACUGCGAAACACGUCGCGACCAUCGCCAAGGCCUUUGCUGGUGAUAUCUCUUCGUGCAAAGCUUUGAAGGAUCUCGCGCGAGCUCCGUUGAAUGAUGCCGAGAAAUCACUGCAAGCUGUGGUUAAACGCUCUUCUCGACUGGCCGAAUUCUGGGAGCAUUUCCGUGGGGAACAGCCAACCCACGAAGUUUUCGAUCAUGGGCACUUCAUCGACUACAGCUGCUUAGUUCCUUUAUAUGUGCACGGGGACGGAGGCCGCACCUACAAGCGGGAUGAGCUGAUGGUUAUUCAGUUCCAGCCCGUGUUGGGAUUUGGGUCUCGGCUUUCGCAUCCACUUGGGCAAAAGACUGGCAUCAACCUUCAAGGCCACAGCUUCACCACCAGGUUCUUGAUUGGAGUGAUGCCGAAGCAGAUGUAUCGUGAUGCUUUGGAUGUCUUUGAUGCCUUCAUGGUGGAAGCUAUGCGCAGCCUCGAGUCCCUGUAUUAUGAAGGCUUGCAGCUUCUUGACGGGCGAGUCCUUCGAUUCUUAGUGGUGGGAUUGAAGGGAGAUCUGCCUUUCUUGGCAAAAGCAGGACAUCUCAAUCGCACGUUCUUGAAUGUAAGAAAGGCCCCUGAGAGGCCCUCGAGCAAGCCUCUGGUGGGGUGCUGCUGGAUGUGCGGGGCAGGCUCUCCGAACAUACCCUUCGAGGAGUUCGGUAAGCACCCACGUUGGCUCAGUACGUGUGGUGCGAACAAUGCCCUGCCGUGGAACACCAUGCCGCCCUUGUUUAAUCACGUCCCUGCACACGUGCAAGAGGAUCGCGGCAGCUUCUUCAAAUUGGACGUGCUUCAUAUAUACCACCUCGGGGUGGGAAGGGACUUCGCAGGGAGCAGCUUGACGGUGCUUUUGGAGCAAGUGUACCAGGGCGACACCCUUCCGGAGAAACUUCAGGCCAUGAACGACGAUUUGAAGAGGUUUUGUGCUUCCACUGGCAAACAGGUUCACUUCAAACAGCUCACUCGCGAGCUUUUGGGGUGCGCAUCCAACAACAAGUACCCUACAGGACACUGGAAUAAAGCGAGUGACACACCAACGCUGGUGGGCUUCGUUCUCUGGGUUCUAGAGCAGCAUGCAGCUGAUGUUGCUCAAUCUCGCAUGUUGCAGGUUAUGUCUUCGGCGAGUGAGGCGGUUGGAUGUUUCAUGCGAGAGCUAUUGCGGGCUCCACUUUGGCUUUCGCCGGAGCAAGCACAACGAGCCGGAGAAGCAUCCCUGCAUUUUUUACAAUGCUAUGCAAAGUUGGUGCAUAUUUUUUAUACCAAGGGCGAGUGCAAGUACAAUCUGGUUCCAAAGCUGCACAACAUGCACCACUUGAGUCUUGGGCUCUUGGAUUCGGCCUCCAAAGGGCAAAGCGCGACAAAUCCACUCAGCUAUGCUUGCUUUCAGGACGAAGACUUCAUAGGCAGAGUGUCGAGAUUGAGCCGAAGAAUCAGUCCGAAACUGUUGGUUCGUCGGACGGUGGAGCGCUAUCUUAUUGCUACGAAGUAUCAGUUGGAGGAUUCGAAGACAGCUUGUGGAAGUGGGUCUUAA
Molecule: messenger RNA, 2727 nt
Organism: Symbiodinium sp. CCMP2592
Lineage: Eukaryota; Dinophyceae; Suessiales; Symbiodiniaceae
Source: the annotation of a GenBank genome assembly